This is a messenger RNA of Asparagus officinalis (garden asparagus), 1962 nucleotides long. RefSeq names its product AP2-like ethylene-responsive transcription factor ANT. Bases 364 to 1779 code for a protein of 471 amino acids. Gene Ontology annotation, biological process: regulation of DNA-templated transcription. Lineage: Eukaryota; Viridiplantae; Streptophyta; Magnoliopsida; Asparagales; Asparagaceae. The transcript is spliced from 9 exons. Gene Ontology annotation, molecular function: DNA binding; DNA-binding transcription factor activity. The record is from RefSeq and is a predicted model, not a curated record.
GAGACCAGCAGCCUAUGAACGAAGAGCCUUCUCCUCAAAUUUCAUUACCAUCCUCUUGCUCUCUCUCUCACUCUCACCUUCUCGUUAUGUAUAAAGCUCCGGCCUUUUCUUAAUUCUUAGCUAGCUAAGUGUAUUAGUAAGCAAGAGAGGAUUUAAGAAAAAGGAGCGGCAAUGAAAAGCUAGCUAAAGCCUCGGCCUUUCUCAGAGCACAGAUCCCUACGAAAAUGCAAUGGUAGUGACUUAGUAUUUAAUUGGUGGAGCUCAUUCUCUUUGUUCAUAGUUUGAACUUUAAAGGGUUAGCUAUGAAAUCUAUUAUCAACAACAACAACAAUUGGCUGGGAUUCUCUCUCUCCUAAUAUCAACAUGCAGUCUCCUUGUUCUUCGUCUGUCCAAGACUGCAGCAGCAUCUUCAGCUAUGGAGCAGAGAGUGAUGCUGCAGAGCUCUACUCUCAGUUAUCAUUCAUGCCCAUAAAAUCUGAUGGUUCUCUCUGCAUCAUGGAAGCCCUCAACAGAUCACAAAACCAAGGUAUGGUGCAAUCUGCAUCACCAAAACUAGAAGACUUCUUGGGGGCCCGUCUUCAGUAUGGGGCUAAUGAGACAGAAACAACUGCAACUACAACUAUUGCAGACACAAUGUAUUACUACAACCAAAAUCAGCCAUAUUUCCAGCAUUUUAAUGAGAUGCAACAUCAUCAGCAGCAGCAGGAAAACCAAAAUCAGCCAAUGGAGGGAGAAGAAGAUGACAAUGGGUUUUGUUUCUCAAUCAAGAACUGGGCCUCAGUUGAGGGAAUGGGCCUUUCAAUGAGCCCAGUAUCCGAAUCAAGCUAUGUCAAUGCUCAGCAGAGUACUGCAGCUUUAGAUGUGAUAGCAAAGAAGAGAGGAUGUGGGAAAGGUGGACAGAAGAAAACCGUCCAUAGGAAAUCUAUUGAGACUUUUGGACAGAGAACUUCUCAGUAUAGAGGUGUUACCAGGCAUAGGUGGACUGGCAGAUAUGAAGCGCAUCUUUGGGAUAAUAGUUGCAAGAGAGAAGGACAAACUAGAAAAGGGAGGCAAGUUUAUCUUGGGGGUUAUGACAGGGAAGAAAAAGCAGCAAGAGCUUAUGAUUUGGCUGCACUAAAGUAUUGGGGGCCUUCAACUCAUAUAAAUUUCCGACUUGAGAAUUACAGUCAAGAACUCGAAGAGAUGAAGAGUAUGAGCAGGCAAGAAUAUGUUGCUCAUCUGCGAAGAAAGAGCAGUGGGUUCUCUAGAGGAGCUUCAAUGUAUAGAGGAGUAACAAGGCAUCAUCAGCAUGGGAGAUGGCAAGCUAGAAUAGGGAGAGUUGCCGGAAACAAAGAUCUUUAUCUUGGAACCUUCAGUACUCAAGAGGAGGCAGCAGAGGCCUACGACAUCGCCGCCAUAAAAUUCCGAGGGACAAGUGCAGUCACCAACUUCGACAUAACAAGAUAUGACGUAAAUAAGAUCACAGCGAGCAGCGCUCUGCUUUCUGGCGAACAAGCUCAUCGGUCCAAACCUAGAAAACCUGACAUUAUCUUCGAAGACAACAGCCACAAUGCUAGCUCAGACUGGAACAUGUUACUCCAAGGAUCACUGAGCCAGACACCGCCAACAGUUGAAUCGGUCUCUGUAGCGUUCAAUGUUUCAGACCCGAGUUCAUUGAUGACUAGCCUUAAAAGCUCGAGAGAGGGGAGCCCAGAUCGGAUUGAGCCCAAGUUUAUCCAUGCUGGGUCUAGUCACUUAUUUGGCCUUAUGCCCUUGUUUGCUGCUUGGAGUGAUGCUUAGAGCUCAUGUUUCAUUUCGUUUUCUAACUAUUUGUAGUUUGUAGUCGGUUCAGUUUUCCAGAUUGAUAAUAGUAGCUUUAGUGUGUUUUUUCUAAUUUAACUUGUAUUUGUAACGGUGUUGUUUUGUGUAAGAAGAGCUAGGGCUUGCUAUUACAAACUAUAGCGAAGUUGAUAUUUUAGUGAA